AUGUCGUCAAGUCAAUCUCAAACUCCCAAUUCCAUCGAACUUGUUUCUCUUCCUGCUUGUAUCCCUAUUAAUCAGACUUCUAUGAGUCCACAAACUCCUCAUGCAGAUACCAACACAACUCUCACAAGGACUGAAUCUUUGCACACUGAUAUCCACCACUCAGUGAUGCCGGAUUGUGGCAAUCAACCUCCAGCAAGGGCUGUUGUGUCUGACGUUGCACUUCCUAAAGCUGCAACACACAAUCAUCAACCAGAUACUGUUGCCACUCAAGCUCCACAGCAAGCACACUCCAUGAUGACUAGGUCAAAAACAAAUUCCAUGAAGUCGAGAGUCUCAACUGAUGUCACAAUUCGUUAUCCUCUCCCUCGUGCACUUCUUGCAGCAAAACAUCCCAUUGACAAAGAACCAACUUGUUUUACAGAAGCAGCCAAAUGA
Messenger RNA from Ilex paraguariensis (yerba mate), 435 nucleotides. The record is from the annotation of a GenBank genome assembly. Lineage: Eukaryota; Viridiplantae; Streptophyta; Magnoliopsida; Aquifoliales; Aquifoliaceae.